CUGAAAUUUUAGCUAAAAUUUCUUUUUGAGUGAUUGGGAUACUAGUUUAUUUUAUGGCAACAAUUAAUCCUGCAAUAGCAAUAGCAAUGGCGCUGUAUUUUUUUUAUUUGAGUUUAGAUAAUAAUUAAGGUUAUAAUAGCUGAAUUGCAAUUUUUAAUAGAUCUUCAUUCAAACCUAAAUAAGAAAUUUGAUUUUUCAUUUCUUCAAUAAUUGCUGAUAACUUUUUACGAUCAAAGUUUAAUUCCUAAUUAUUUUCUGAGGAAGUGUCAGAAUUAUUAUC
Molecule: messenger RNA, 280 nt
Organism: Paramecium sonneborni
Lineage: Eukaryota; Ciliophora; Oligohymenophorea; Peniculida; Parameciidae
Source: the annotation of a GenBank genome assembly